Monascus purpureus is the source of this 2688-nucleotide messenger RNA. Lineage: Eukaryota; Fungi; Ascomycota; Eurotiomycetes; Eurotiales; Aspergillaceae. The record is from the annotation of a GenBank genome assembly.
UUAUUUUCGAUGUGAUUCUUUGCUAGGCAUACUGGAUACUCCCUCCUGAAUACUGAGUCCCGGCCCCCGUCUUACGUUGUGGACCCCUCCACCAUGGCGGCUGCUGAUGUUCGCGACAUGCUGGAUUUGCCCGCAGAGGGCCAACCCAGACCUCAUAAGAAACAGAAAGUCGCUGAGAGAAGACCAGAAGGCGUUCCCAGAGAACUAUACGCGCUUCUAGGAGAGCGAGCACCUCCGAUCGCCAUCACCGAAAAUCGAUACAAGGGCCGACCAAAAUGGAUGAGCAAGUCAAGAGUCCGGCCAUGGUAUAUCCCACAUUGUCUUCGCUUGGUCAAACAACAGCACAAUACGCUGACUCCUCCCUCACCAGGCGCAUGGUACCUUUCACCAACGGUGCUCGAUCCGACGGCCUCGUCCUCCGCCAUUGGCAAAGAGUGGAAGAACCUGUCAAACCACCCAUGCCUGAAGGAACGGAUAUGAUUGAGGAUGAGAAGAAGGAAUUGGAAGCCAAACUGAACUCGCCGGAGCAGGAAUAUCCAUUUGCCAAAUACAAUGUCAAAGCUAGAGUCCCCCGGAGGUACACCGACGAAGAGUACAACAAGCACCUGAGAAGUGAUCACUGGACACGCGAGGAGACAGAUUAUCUCAUGGAUAUUGUUCAGGAGUACGAUCUCAGAUGGGUCGUCAUCGCUGAUCGUUACGACUACCAACCCCAACCCAUCGACGCGGAAGCCAAUGCCACAGCGCUCGUUCCAGCCAGCAAACGACAUCGGACGAUGGAGCAGAUGAAGUCCCGUUUCUACUAUGUUGCUGCGACUAUGCUUGCGCUCGAGUAUCCACCAUCGGAAAUGUCUGAAGCGGAAUUCGACCUACACGAGAAGAUGAUGAAGUUCGAUCCGGACCGGGAGAGAGCGCGGAAGGAGCUCUCUGCUUUGCAGCUCAACCGCACCGCUGACGAAGUGCGAGAAGAAGGUAUACUCCUAGAGGAGCUUAAGCGCAUAACAGCCAACGAGCAGAACUUUAUCACGGAACGCAGAGAGCUCUACGCGAGACUCGAGGUCCCGAUCAGCGUGGGCAAUACGACCAUGUACCAAUCUAGCCAAGGCCUAGGACAGCUACUCCAGUCUCUUCUCCAGACAGAUAAGAGCAAGAAAAGGCGGUCGUUGCUCGGUCCCGAGGGCGCCCAAAGUCCGGCGGUUCAGACCCCUGUACAAGGCCACCACGGUCGUGACAGUCUAACAGACACUCCAAGUGCGGCCCCUGCUACAUCUACCAAGAAAUCUGCUGCGGCUGCAGCUACAGCUGCGGCGGCAGCAAAUAAAGAUAACCAGCACCCGAUGAAGACACUCACUCCGGCCGAAGAAGCCAAAUAUGGUGUGCAACACCACGACCGUCUGGCACCGGGUGUCCAAUUCCGUAGUGAACGCGCCCAGAAAAUGACCCAGGCGAAGUCGAAUGUCCAGACACAGAAACUCGCCUCCGCUCUCUCAGAACUCGAGGUCCCACUCCGUCUCGUCAUGCCCACCGAAACCGUCUGCAAGGAAUUUGAGAAAUUGAUCCAUUCAGUCAACCUCCUUCUUGACACAAGGAAAGUAUCCGAAAAGGUUGAAAGUGAGAUCAAGGUCCUGGAAGCCGUCAGAGAAGAAAGGGAACGGAAGACUGAGGAGGCAAAGGAGAAAAAGGAUAUCCCUGAAAUCAAGACGGAAGCACAACAUAAACCUGCCUCGCCCGUGCCGUCUGCUGCAGCAGUUCCUGAAGCCACAACGGUUGAUGAUACUCAAGGCCCUGCCAAUAAUACUGCGGGUACUUCAGGAGAGAACAAAUCCGCAGGUGCCUCCACUGAAACCAUGCAAGAUGCUAGUGCUACUGCUGCCACAGGCAAUGCUGAUGGAGAUACUGCUCCUUCAACACCUGCCGGGGACAAGGAUGGCUCAGGACAAACACAUAAGCGCUCUGCGAGUGUUAUGAGUGGUGUGAGUGAUAAAAGCGCCAAACGGCAAAAGAGGUAGACCAUUAGGAUUGUGUUACAUCUCUUGCAUCUUUAUUAAAGGUUGCUUCUCUCUUGUUAUGAUACCUACAUGAUUUUUACUGUAACCCACUUUCUAUAUCUGUCCCCAUGAAAUUCACAAUUGACGUCAAUCAGUUAUCAAUGAUCUAUUCUUAAUGAUGUAUUCACGAGCCUAAUUCAAUGGUUAUGAGUAAUCACAACAAGCCUAUGUUCCUCUCUUUUGACCCGGCGAAUCGGAAAGGUACAGCAUUGUCGAAAUGGUCUUUCCACGUAUCUUCAAUCUCUGGUUUGUGCCAUGUCCUAAUAGAUUUGCCCUGCCUUUUAAAGCCUCCUAUCCUGCUCUAUAUGACCACUGCAGUAUGAAUCUCGCCUUGCGCGGCACUUGCCCGCCGUUUUCCACCAUCUAUAUUCUCAAUCUCGCUCGUGUCGCUUUUCAGGGUUGAACAAUGCACGUUUGAAAGACUGCUUUCUGCCGAAGAUCCCAGUUCCCGCUUAGAUGAAUCAUCUGUCGCAUGGCGUCUUAUCAUCUGUAGGCUUCUCAGAUGACGUAUUUUAGUCCAUAUCCUUGUGUGUUUUCUAGUCGGCCUUUCAAUAAGAGAGAGAGUCUUCGUACGAUGACUUCGCUUUGCUCUCUGGGUUGACUCGAAACUUGGCCUGGGGCCUUGAUCUGCAAAUUUUGC